Aegilops tauschii subsp. strangulata is the source of this 1049-nucleotide messenger RNA. The record is from RefSeq and is a predicted model, not a curated record. NCBI's taxonomy places the organism in Eukaryota, Viridiplantae, Streptophyta, Magnoliopsida, Poales, Poaceae.
UUGAGACAGAGACCGAUAGAGAUCGAAUUCCCCGCAGCGGCAACCGCAACCGCCUCCCUCUUUCUCCUCGCCCCCCCUUCAAAUAUCCGCUCGGCCGCCAAAACCAACCGCAACCAAAGCGAAACCCCAACCCCAACCAACAGCAAUCAGUCAUGGAAAUCAACCGAGGGAGGCAGGCGCCCGCCGCGGCAGGCCCCCUCCUGCCGCCUCCAGGGGCCGUGCCGCCGCCGGCAACCGACGCCGGCCACCUGGAGCUCCUCGGGGUGCUCCGCCUCCGGGCGAGGGGCGUCCCCGCGUGGAUGCUCCCGCCGUACAUCCUCCUCGAUGUGGACAUAUACGGCUCCAACCCGCGACAACUCCUGGAGUCGCACGCGCCUGCCACCGCCUCCGACGGCACGUCGGCCCUCUACUUCCUGAGCGUGGUCCGCGCGAAGACGGCGGGCGACUACAGAGAGAGGAGGAGCGUCCCCGGGGGGUUCUGGAGGUCGGAUCGAGCCCCGGUGCCGCUCGUCUCCGAGGCGAUUCAAGGUACUCGGCGCACCUUCUUCUACACCGAGCUGGGGUCGCACUCGCACGGGGAGAAGAUCGGUACGGGGUUCAUGAUGCAAGAGCUCAUCCUCGUCGGCGAGGAAGAGGCGCGCCAAGGCGGCGACGGAUUGGCCUUGUGCAAGAUCUAUGUGAGUCCGCACGGAGGGAGGGACGCGCCCGGCAUCGCCAAUUCAAUCAACAAGAGGAAGAUCGGGGAGCAAGGCGUCGCCAGUUCAAGCAAGAGGAGGAAGAUGGUGGCCGGGGCCGCCUCCUUCUCUCCGGCUCCUGUUCGGGCCGCCUCGGCGCCUGCGCCUGCUCUCCGCCCGGCGCCUGCUCUUCCGGUGAGGAGCUCCAGUCUGCCUCAACAAGACCCCUCCCCUGCGCCUGCUCUCCGCUCCGCGCCUGCUCUUCCGGUGAGGAGCUCCAGUCUGCCUCAACAAGACCCCUCCCCUGCGCCUGCUCUCCGCUCCGCGCCUGCUCUUCCGGUGAGGAGCUCCAGUCUGCCUCAACAAGACCCCUCC